AUGCAUUUGAAGCCGCUCAGCAGUUCUCCUAUGAUGGUGGAACAGGCAUCCAGGAGACUCACCCUACCCUGUCUGAACACCUUUAGCGAAGAUGUAAAUGACUUGCAGAGGAAGGAGGUGCAGGUUCGAGGAUGGAAAUUCCUUCCCCCUCCAGCACUGGUGCGUCCACCUCCACCUUCCUGUGGUCUAAGGAGACCACACAGAGACUGUCAGUGUGGGAGGCGGUUGCCGGUCUGUGAAUGGGCUAUGAAUGGGCUUCGUCAUGAUAAACACGGUGGCCUGCUCUCUUCCCUUUUGUCUCUGCUGGCCAUCUCUUUCCUUCCCUCCGAAGUCACAGGCAAGAGGGAUUUCAGAUGCUGGUUCCUCAGAAGGAUGCACUUCCACGCCGUCCUUUCUCUGAAUGUCAGUUUCUGGGAAGCCUGCACUGCUGUCUGGGAGGAGGAGGAGGAGGAAAAAGUAGAAAAGGAAAUAGAGGAGGAGGAGGAGGUGAAAGAGAAAGAGGAGGACAUUGAGGAAGAGAAAAAAGAGAAGGAAGAGAUGGAAGAGAAGGGGAAGGAAGAGGAGAGAGUGUUUGAAUUGAAACUGUCCCAGCAGGAUACACCCCCCGCUGAUUGCGUGGCUGCGGUGGUUUCUUCCUUUGUCAGGAGACUAAAUGGCCUCCAUCGAUUUCUUCUCUCUCUAGGCACUGGGACUUUCAGGCGGGUGCACCUGGUGAAGGAGAAGACAGCCAAGCAUUUCUUCGCUCUCAAGGUGAUGAGCAUUCCCCAUGUCAUCCGCCUGAAGCAGGAGCAGCACGUGCACAGUGAGAAGUCUGUCCUGAAGGAAGUCAGUCACCCAUUCCUCAUCAGGCUGUUCUGGAUGUGGCAUGACGAGCACUUCCUUUACAUGCUCAUGGAGUACGUGCCGAGCGGGGAGCUCUUCAGCUACCUGUGAAUCCGGGGGCACUUCUCCAGCACCACAGGGCUCUUCUACUCUGCGGAGAUCAUCUGUGCCAUCGAGUACCUGCACUCCAAGGAGAUCGUCUACAGAGACUUGAAGCCAGAGAACAUCCUGCUGGAUAGGGAUGGCCACAUCAAGCUCACGGUCUUUGGGUUCGCCAAGAAGCUGGUAGACAGGACUUGGACCCUCUGUGGAACACCCGAGUACCUGGCCCCGGAAGUCAUUCAGAGCAAGGGCCACGGCAGGGCUGUGGACUGGUGGGCCCUCGGCAUUCUGAUAUUCGAGAUGCUGUCGGGGUUUCCUCCGUUUUUUGAUGACAACUUGUUUGGCAUUUAUCAGAAAAUUCUUGCAGGCAAAAUAGAUUUCCCCAGACAUUUGGAUUUCCAUGUGAAGUAA
This is a messenger RNA of Rhinopithecus roxellana (golden snub-nosed monkey), 1335 nucleotides long. Its product is annotated as cAMP-dependent protein kinase catalytic subunit PRKX-like. The record is from RefSeq and is a predicted model, not a curated record. Gene Ontology annotation, molecular function: protein kinase activity; ATP binding. Gene Ontology annotation, biological process: protein phosphorylation. Lineage: Eukaryota; Metazoa; Chordata; Mammalia; Primates; Cercopithecidae. The transcript is spliced from 8 exons.